GGCGUCCCCCGGGUUCCCGUGUGUUCGCCCAUCGGCGCCGUGCCCCCUCAGCCCGCCGCCGCGUACCGGCAAGAUUUCCGCGCGGGUUCUGCGUUUCAGGUGACCUGCGGAGACCUGCGUGGUAGAGCGUGGUGACGGCGUUCUAGGAGGGGGGUCGGAACAGGGCACGCGCGCUAACCAUGGAGGAAGAUGAAGAGGAAGACUACAUGUCUGAUUUAUUUCUUAAGUACGCAGGAUGUAAGGCCAGGCUUGCCCAUGGUGAGGCGGGUGAAGGAAGCUAUCCAGAAGGAAGAAAAGCAAAAAGAAGCCAAUGAGAAGAACAGACAAAAGAGUAUAAAAGAAGAGGAAAAAGAGCGACGUGACUUGGUAUUGAAAAGCGCAUUGGGCAAUGAGAACAAAGGCUUUGCCUUGCUCCAGAAGAUGGGCUACAAGAGCGGCCAGGCCCUUGGCAAAAGCGGAGAAGGCAUUGUGGAACCUAUUCCUCUGAACAUAAAAACAGGCAGAAGCGGGCUUGGUCACGAGGAAUUAAAAAAGCGAAAAGCUGAAGAAAAACUGGAAAACUAUAGACAAAAACUCCACAUGAAGAAACAAGCAAAUGAACAAGCUGCAGAUCAGUUCAGAGUAAGAUUCAAAAACAAACAAGAAGAACGUAAGAUGGAAGGGGACCUCCGAAAAAGCCAGAGGGCCUGCCAGCAAUUAGAUAUGCAAAAAGACAUUGAUGUUCCCAAGGAGACUUGGUAUUGGCUAGAACCUGAAGAGGAGGACAAAAAGGAUGAGGAAGACAAGGAAGACGAAUGUACAAGCUCAGACUUAAGUGUAUCAGAAAAGCUACACAUCCUGACUGCCUAUUUGAGAGGAGAACACUUUUAUUGCAUUUGGUGUGGAACAACCUAUGAAGACUCUGAAGAUUUAUCUUCAAACUGCCCUGGGGACAGUGCUGCAGAUCACGACUAAAGCCUUUCUAAAGGAAGGAGUCCUAGAUAAGUAAAAACCGCAAGUGAUUGCUUGCAGAAGUGUGGUGUCCUGGUCUGCAGCCGAUGGGUGUGAAUGGUGAUGUGACCCUUUUGGCUGAC
This is a messenger RNA of Egretta garzetta (little egret), 1073 nucleotides long. RefSeq names its product G-patch domain containing 11 (gene GPATCH11). The coding region runs from base 190 to 954 and encodes 254 amino acids. Gene Ontology annotation, molecular function: nucleic acid binding. The record is from RefSeq and is a predicted model, not a curated record. The transcript has 9 exons. Lineage: Eukaryota; Metazoa; Chordata; Aves; Pelecaniformes; Ardeidae. Gene Ontology annotation, cellular component: kinetochore.